CCUCCGUUCCCAUUCAUCACCAUCAUCACCUCCUCCGAUCCAUCACUCGCCCGGACUUCCAUCGCUUCGCCCGCAUCUAAUUAAUGGGCGGCGGCGGGUCCGGCGAUGAUGUGGCCAGGCCGGUGGCGGCGAUGGUGCUGGUGCAGGUCGUCUUCGCCGGCGUCAACAUCUUCUACAAGCUCGCCGUGUCCAAUGGCAUGGACAUGAGGGUGCUCGUCGCCUACCGCUACCUCUUCGCCUCCGCCUUCCUAGCGCCGCUCGCAUAUUUCAUCGAGAGGAGGAACCGAACCAAGUUGACGUGGAGAGUGGUGGUGCUGUCUUUCAUCUGCGGCCUCACCGGAGGCUCGCUGGCGCAGAACCUGUACAUCUCCGGCAUGAAGCUCACCUCCGCCACCUUCGCCUCCGCCACCACCAACCUCAUCCCGGCCUUCACCUUCCUCCUCGCCCUCAUCUUCCGCUACGAGCGCCUCGCCAUCCGCAGCUGCUCCGGCCAGGCCAAGCUCGCCGGCACCUUCCUCGGCGUCGCCGGGGCCAUGCUGCUCACCUUCUACAAGGGCGCCGACAUCACGCCCUGGCACAGCCGCCGAGGCCCCCAGCAUGCUGGGGCUGGGCUGCACCCGGCCGCCGCCGAGGCCGAGGCCACCAACCGCGUCAUGGGCUCGCUGCUCUGCAUCAGCAGCUGCUUCUUCUACGCGCUCUGGCUCAUCCUCCAGGCCAAGCUCAGCAAAGAGUACCCCUUCCACUACUCCAGCACAGCCAUCAUGUGCGUCAUGAGCACCCUGCAGUCCGUCGCCUUCGCGCUCUGCUACGACAGGGACGUCGCGCAGUGGCGCCUCCGCUUCGACGUCAGGCUCCUCUCCGUCGUCUACUCGGGCGUCCUCGCCUCGGGCGUCAUGCUGGUGGUGCUCUCCUGGUGCGUGAAGCGGCGCGGCCCUCUCUUCGCCUCCGUCUUCAACCCGCUGAUGCUGCUGGUGGUGGCCGUGCUCAGCUCGCUGCUCCUCGGCGAGAAGCUGCACCUCGGCAGCGCGCUCGGCGCGGUGCUCAUCGUCAUGGGGCUCUACGCCGUGCUCUGGGGCAAGGGACGCGAGACCAAGGACGCCGAGGUGGCCAAGGUCGGCGAGCUGCCCACCACCUGCAUAACCCAUCCAGACCAUCAGCAGUCGGAGGAGGACAGGUGGAAGCAGCAGGACCACCAGCAGCAGCAGCGAUCGACGAGGAGAUGAACUGUGUUGCCUUAAUAUAUAAUUAGGUAGUAUCGUUACGUUAA
This is a messenger RNA of Panicum hallii, 1267 nucleotides long. Its product is annotated as WAT1-related protein At1g25270-like. The record is from RefSeq and is a predicted model, not a curated record. Gene Ontology annotation, molecular function: transmembrane transporter activity. Gene Ontology annotation, cellular component: plasma membrane. The transcript has 3 exons. NCBI's taxonomy places the organism in Eukaryota, Viridiplantae, Streptophyta, Magnoliopsida, Poales, Poaceae. The coding region runs from base 84 to 1223 and encodes 379 amino acids.